Messenger RNA from Cetraspora pellucida, 324 nucleotides. The record is from the annotation of a GenBank genome assembly. NCBI's taxonomy places the organism in Eukaryota, Fungi, Glomeromycota, Glomeromycetes, Diversisporales, Gigasporaceae.
AUGAGAUUCAUGAUCACUAUCUUUGCUCUUUUGGCAUCUAUUGCUAUCCUCACUCAAGCAUCUCCUGUUCCAGAAAAAGAAGUUCAUCUUUCUAUUCCUCAUCUCAUUGCUGAAAAGGUUAUACCAGAUUAUCAAGAUCCACAUAAGAUAUUCAAAAAAGAAUAUGCUGAGGCUAUGUUCGAUUUAAGAACUUGCAUAAAGGCAUGUGAGAAAGCAUUAGGUAAAGGAGUUUCGGAUAAGGUUCAAAAUCGCAUUAAUGACAUUAUUAAAGGUGCUGAUAAUAUGGAAGGCGUUGCAAUUGAUUUUAUAAUAUCCAGAUUGUGA